This is a messenger RNA of Aspergillus aculeatinus CBS 121060, 600 nucleotides long. RefSeq lists its product as uncharacterized. NCBI's taxonomy places the organism in Eukaryota, Fungi, Ascomycota, Eurotiomycetes, Eurotiales, Aspergillaceae. The transcript has 2 exons. The record is from RefSeq and is a predicted model, not a curated record. Bases 1 to 600 code for a protein of 199 amino acids.
AUGAGCGAAUCAAGUGAAUCCGUCCUGUCAAUUCUCACCGGACAAUCCUGGUUCUGGGAUCCCAUGCAGAGCAAUGAGAUUAGGUUUCAUCCAAACGGAGCUGGCCACUUGAUCUGUCGUUACGAAACACAGGUGUGGAUUAUGGCGGAGUUGCAUUGGAGAUCUCUGCGCCCAGCUUCUCUCGAGCAGGUUGCUGCGACCACCGCCGAUGGCCUUCUUAGCGAACUCGAGAUUGAAAUCCGACUCUCCAAGCGACAGACUCCAGAAACUUAUGUUCCACCUGGCCGCCGCAUCAACGAAGCUCUACUCACCGACGAGGCUUUUGAGCCCAAGCUUUUCACCGUACGAUUGGAACGAGGAUCAUUCCUUACGCAGCAUGAUGGAGCGGGUGACAGACAAGGUGGAGAUGCCUCAAGAUGGGCCAUGCGUCUGGUCUUUGACAAGUCUCCUUAUCCCCAGCCCGAGGAGUGGAAAGAGAUGACCAGCAGUCUUCAGGCGCAUAAGAUGUGGGAGUGGAAUGAAUUUUGCAGCUAUCAGCUGCCUGAGAAGGGUCUUCUGACAGCGACUUGGUCAAAGCUGAGGGAAUCAUUUGUCUCCUAA